CGGCCUUUGUCAAAGCCCCUCUUUUGUCAUCUAGUACUACAACAAUCGUUGUCAUUUCAGCAACUUACCGUCAAAAGUUAAUUAUUUUGUAGCCGUCCUCCUUGUCCUUUUCCUCUUGUGCCAUGAGGAACCUGUUGCUGCUCGGGAUUGUCGUAGCAGAGGUUUUUUUCCGCUCUCGGUGUACGGCAUGGAUUCUGAAAGCAACUCUCGUGAAAAAGAUGCGGUCACGGUCGGUCGCAUCAGCAAUAACACCGCAACUAUCGAUAGCAGUCGUCGACUGUCGGCGUGGGUCGUAGAGAAUUUGGAAGCCCCGGGCUCUUCGAUUACCACCGCUUCCACGCUGCAAGCGGGAGAAAACGAUACCUUACCCGUAGACGGUCUCUGCAUUGGAAACGUUCGGGUCCUGGCAGCAGAAUCCACGUACCUCGACGACAAAAGACACGACGGUUACUUUCCGGUCCGCCUGCUGCUCGGUCGCAACGGCUGGGGCACCGGUGUGCAUCCUACUACGCGCCUCUGCUUGGAUUGGAUUUGCCAAACGGUGCAAAACGGCAACGUCGUUCUGGAUUACGGCUGCGGAUCCGGCAUUCUGUCGGUAGCAGCCUUGCACAACGGUGCACGUCGCUGCAUCGGUGUGGAUGUGGAAGCCGAGGCGCUGGUCACGGCCUCUCGCAACGUACAGAUCAACGGAUUCGACGACUCGACGUUCGCGGGGUUGCACGUGCGGGAAGUCCUACCGUACGGGCUCACGACGUCGAAUACCGACAACGACGGCGUGGGAGUUGAUGUAGUAGUGGCGAAUAUACUCAUUGGCCAGUUGGUCCGACCUUCCAUGGUGGCGGCUAUCGUGACCAACCUGGCUCCCGGCGGCCUCGUGUGUCUUUCCGGCAUUCGACCGCAUGAGGUGGAUAGCUUGAAGGUUGCCUACGGAGAGCACAUGGAAUGGCUGGACUGCCAGUACGCCGAAUUGUCAGCGGAUGCAACGCCAGGUAGUUUGCAAAGCUACGGUUUCGACUGUGGUCGAUGGUCUCGUCUGGUGGGUCGCAAGACCAGCAGUGACCGCGGUGGCGAUAUUGAGCGCAUGAGUGAACUGGCCGUUUCGUAAAGCAAGACUUUGGGUCCAAGAAUGUCCACUGCCGCAAGAAUGAUCAUCGAAACAGUUCAUAUAUUUGUGUGCUGCACUGCAGGCAUGAGGGCUAGACUACUCUUGGCCGCAUAUAAAUGGCUUUAAAAUAUCGAGAGGAUCUCCAGUAUCUU
Phaeodactylum tricornutum CCAP 1055/1 is the source of this 1257-nucleotide messenger RNA. RefSeq lists its product with no specific name. Lineage: Eukaryota; Bacillariophyta; Bacillariophyceae; Surirellales; Neidiaceae. Bases 188 to 1105 code for a protein of 305 amino acids. The transcript is spliced from 2 exons. The record is from RefSeq and is a predicted model, not a curated record. Gene Ontology annotation, molecular function: protein methyltransferase activity.